Messenger RNA from Periconia digitata, 1842 nucleotides. The record is from the annotation of a GenBank genome assembly. NCBI's taxonomy places the organism in Eukaryota, Fungi, Ascomycota, Dothideomycetes, Pleosporales, Periconiaceae.
ACUGAUGCACAUCCAAUUGCUGAUGACUGUUUGGGUGCAGGCUGCGCGCUCUAGUAACGUGAUACUCGACGGGUCGGUGCUGAUUGGAUGCCGCGAAGACCCACCGAACUCUUGGCGGGGUGUUUUUCGAUGUGUAAAAAAUCCAUCUGAAGCUUCGGAACCCACACGACACUCUCCGCAGAACCUUCGAUUGCCUCAAACAGCUGACCAGCUGUGUUCUCCCCUUCCAUUCCUUCGCAUUCUCUAUAGAAACCCACCUUUUCAUACGUCGAAAAUUUAAGAGUUUCCACCAUGGGCGACGAUUUGGAGACUCGCCUCAAGAGCCAUGCCCGAGCUUUUGAGGGACUCAUGUCUCUCAUACCCGCAAAAGAUUACUAUGGCAAAGAUGAAAGCAUCACCAGCACACAAUGGAUGACGAAGAAGCAGACCAAGGAGCAGCGGAGAGCCGCAAAACGAGCGAAGUUGGAUCCUGCCAAUCACAAAACCGCCAAGGACAUCAUGGAUGAGAAUGCACGGAAAAGAAAGCGUGAGCUGGAAGGCAAGGAGGACGACUCCUCGGACAUCGACAUUGAUACAGAGAAGGAGAAGCCAGGAGAAGGCAUGAAAGCUAAAAAGCCCAAGAUCGCCCAACCAUCAGAUGCCGAUGCCCAGCAAAAGAAACAGACCCAAGUCGAUGCCGCGAAGGCCGCAAAGGCCCAAGCGAGAGCAGAGCAGCUCAAACUGAAGCGAGAGAAGAAGAAGGAGCAGCGCGCACAGAAACAACCGAAACAAAAAGACACGAAAGUCGAACAAGCACACUCGAGCAAAGAUUCCAGUGCUAAAAUGGUCAACAAAGAGGAGGGGUCAGACUGGGAAGAUGAAGAUGAAGAAGAAGAAGAAGAAGCUGGGGAACGUAUCGAGUCUCUAGAUGUGAGUGGCUUGGUCGAAGACGGUCCGUCAACUGCCACAUCGUCAGCCGCCGAUUCCAAUGCCUCUACGAAUUCGAUAGCCUCCGCCUCGUCGUCAUCGUCAGUUCCACCAGUUACAAAUGCUCCUGAACCUUCCACCAAGACCAUGCCUAAGAGUAUAGCUCCAAAGUCGCACGACGAAUUCCGCGCUCGUCUCAGUGCCAAGCUCGAGUCCUUGAGAGCAAUGAGGAAAGCCGAUGGCGCGAAUGGUCAGCCUGCUAAGAACCGUGCUGAGCUGAUAGAAGCACGGCGGAAGAAGGAAGCUGAACGCAAGGCUGCCCGAAAGGCCCAGAGGGACCUUGCGAAGGAAGAUGAGGAGCGGGUCAAGGCAGAAGAUCAACUCUCACGGAUAAGAGGAGGAUCGGGCUCGCCAUCAGUAUUUUCGCAUCGAUCGUCACCGGAACAAGAUAGGAAUUUCAACUUUGGUCGCGUGGCUUGGAGUGAUGGACAGCAGCUUGAAGGCAAUCUUUCAGGCUUCCUGGAUGCUAAGAAAAAGAAGGGUAAAUCCGACCCGAAGACUGCGUUGGAGGCCGCCAAGAACAAAAUGGCUCGACUGAGUGGAUUGGAUGAGGAGAAACGGAAAGAAAUUGAAGAAAAGGAUUUGUGGCUCAAUGCGAAGAAGAGAGCUCAAGGAGAACGAGUGCACAGCGACCCAAGGCUACUCAAGAAGACGGUCAAGAGGCUCGAGAAGGGCAAGUUGAAGAGCGAGAAGGAGUGGAAUGAGCGCAAGGCGAACGUCGAUAAGGGCAAGGAGGCAAAGCAGAAGAGACGGGAAACGAACCUGAAGAAGAGGAGAGAAGAGAAAGGCGUUAAAGGGAAGAAGAAGCCUGUCAAGAAAGCUGUCAAGUCGAAGUCCAAGAGACCAGGCUUUGAGGGAUCGUUGAAAAGGAAGUAG